UGAUGUGGCUGGGGCUUCGCCGACCUCACUAUGUCUGCCAUUUUCAACUUUCAGAGUCUGUUGACUGUAAUCUUGCUGCUUAUAUGUACCUGUGCCUAUAUCCGAUCCUUGGCACCCAGCCUCCUGGACAGAAAUAAAACUGGGUUGUUGGGUAUAUUUUGGAAGUGUGCCAGAACUGGUGAACGGAAGAGUCCUUAUGUUGCAGUAUGCUGUAUCGUUAUGGCCUUCAGCAUCCUUUUCAUACAGUAGCUCGGAAAAAGGCCAGAAUUCUUCAGUUGCCAUCAGAUUUAAAUAUGACAAAAAAGGACUAUCUGCCAAAAAUAAUGGAAAGAAUGGUUAACCCUUUUAUCUCUGAACAUUGAAUGAGCUACACUUUCAGCUGCUGUUCUCUAUUUUUGUUAUUGGACCAAUGUUCUGUAUAAAUAAUUAGGAUGUAACAUUUAAUACUUAGAAUUUAAAUAUGUCUGUAACAAUCAACCUCAGUACUGUCGCUACAAUAUUACAUUCUGCAUAUGUCAUUCUCUUGUGCCAGAUACCAUUUUUAGUGAGGUAUCUUUAAGGCACAUAGUAGAAAACAAAAUUGGUAAAUUAUUCAAAUUCCUUUCACUGUGAUUUGGAAAUGAUAAAUCUUCAUAGAAUGAGACCUUAUUUUUUGGACUAGCUUUUUUAUUGGGGGAAAAAAAGGUUCAAUUUGUGUUGGUAAGGAUUGCAUUCAUAUUUAAUAAUGCUGGCUUUUCCUCUGGCCAUAUCAUUUUGAGCAUUAACCAAAGUACCUCUACUCUUAGCAAUCUGUAGUUUAUUACAGGUGUUUAAACUAUUUAAAACAAGCCUAUGUAGUUCUUAAGGAGGAAGAUAAAUGAGAUGUGACUUAAGAGAAAAUGUUAAGACUAUUGAGAAAAUGUUCCUAUUUAACAUAAAAUAAUUCAGAAUA
Cervus elaphus (red deer) is the source of this 931-nucleotide messenger RNA. Its product is annotated as protein kish-A-like. The transcript has a single exon. The record is from RefSeq and is a predicted model, not a curated record. NCBI's taxonomy places the organism in Eukaryota, Metazoa, Chordata, Mammalia, Artiodactyla, Cervidae. Bases 31 to 249 code for a protein of 72 amino acids. Gene Ontology annotation, biological process: intracellular transport; protein secretion.